Molecule: messenger RNA, 2479 nt
Organism: Chelmon rostratus (copperband butterflyfish)
Lineage: Eukaryota; Metazoa; Chordata; Actinopteri; Chaetodontiformes; Chaetodontidae
Gene: gtse1
Product: G-2 and S-phase expressed 1
Exons: 12
Coding region: 150-2273 (707 amino acids)
Cellular component (GO): microtubule cytoskeleton; cytoplasmic microtubule
Molecular function (GO): microtubule binding
Source: RefSeq, a predicted model, not a curated record
AGCGCAGGAGAUUUGAAUUGUUUGUGUGCUUUUGCGUUUUAUUGUAGCAGUUUGAAUGCGGGACAGGAAAGAAGAUCUGUGAUAUUUCUGAGGAACUUGAGGUCUGAACCGGAUCAAUCUGUUUCCCUCAGAGACGAAACAACAUCAGGAUGAACUGUCGAGCUAACAGCGAUUUGCUCUUUCUGCCUGAUGAGAAGUUUGACUUCGAUGUGUCUCUGUCACCUGCCAGCUCCAAAGGUGACGAAGAUGAAGAUGAGGUGUUCAUCGGUCCAGUCAGCCAUAAGGAGAGGUGUAUAUCUGUUGAUGUGGUGUCUCGACUUGAGGACGGCAGCGGUGGCAUGCAGGUGAGCUGGAGUCCGCUGACCGGAGAUCAGCUGGAGGCUGUGUGUCAGGAAGCCCACAGACUAGCCAACCAGCUACUGACCAACGAGAUGAGCUGCCACAACAAGGAUGAAAAGACCGCCAGCGUAGCCACGGACCCUAUAACCGACACAGAGGAUUUCAUCCAGGACGCUGAGACCAAACUUGGUGUGCUCAGUCAGAGCACCACUGCACUCAGCCCCAUCAAACGUCAGACCUUCUGUGUGCAGGACAGUCCCAUGAAACAGCUGCCGCCUGCUGUCCAGUGCCGCCUGCUCAGAGAAAACAAGGCAGCUUCAUCCACCAGGCCGGCCUCCAAUAGCACAAAGCCGUUCACGCGCCCAGCUGCCCCUGCCAGACUCAGCACCUCCAGCCCCGUGGCCAAGCCUCAUCUUAGGACGGGGCUGCGAGGUAAAGCCUCACUGGGCGUCGUGUUGCCGAGCAAACUGGCUGCCCCGACGACUUCCAGCUCAGCAAGCAAGAGCAGAGCGGAGAAAACCACCAGACUGCAACCACCGAGCAAAUCCGUCGGGGGUUGGAGGCCUAGCCCGGCCUCUCGCCCCUCCAGCAAGGCUGAGUCGUGUGAGGAUCUGCUCUCUGAUUCGGCGAGCGUGGCUUCUGACAUCAGCGACUCUUCCCUUAACUCUAGUCUGCAGGGAAGACGCACUCUGGCUCCACCCACCAAGAGUGUUGUGAGGAACCUGUCAGGUGUGAAAGCUCCGCCCCUUCAGAGCAAGAGGGUGACAGACAGGAAGAACACAUCCUCAUCCUCGUCAUCAGUGUCCAGCUUCAACUCCAGCCUAUCUCUGUCCCCCGCUAAAGGUAAACUCAACUCUUCUUUGAACCGGAGUAUGAGCGGCUCCACUGGCCCCGCCCCCAGCAGCAUCAGCAAGCCUGCGAAUCACAGCAGGCCACGCCGCUCAACCGUCUACAGUAACACAGAGCCAGCGUCCUCCACCGCCGGCCGCCCCUCACUGUCCGCAAAGGCCAGGAAGCCACCUGAGGUGGACCGUGUCAAAACCACAAGGUCUACGCCCCUCCAGCAGACGCCCACCAAGAGAGUUUUGGAGAGGUCCGCCAUGAUCCCCACCACUGCCUCAACCCGGCCGCAGAGCGCAUUGAAGACCAAAUCCAAACCUGAGGCCCUGGUCCCUCCGACACCCAGUGGAGGAGUCAGAGGACUCUCCCUCGGAGAUGAUGUCUCAAAGACGUUGAAGCCGAAGAGGCUGAUGUCAGCAGGCUGUGUGGACAGUCUUCCUCAGAAGCCCUCUAUUGGUACUCUGACGCCCUCUGCUGGCAGCUGCAGGUCGUUGCAGGUAAAGGCGCGGCGUCCCUCCACCCUCCCCACCCCAGUGAGACGCAGGAUGUCCACCAUUCCCGUUGCCACUCCCACCAACCAGCUCCGGCCCACAAGACCACCUCCCACCUCUGACACUGACUCCGCCCCUGUUUCCUCCUCAGCCAGGAGAGAGAGAAGCUACAGCCCCGCCCCCACAGACACACAGGAGGCGGAGCCUGUCGAUGCCCCGGACAUCCAGCCCUUCUGUCUGGAAGAGGAGCCUCCUGCUUCUCCGCUCUCCAGUCCUCCACAGCCUGACCAAUCAGAGAGCACGGAUCCUGGAUCGCCAAGUCAGAGCGAAUCAGAGCCCGGCAGGAACCUGAUCGAACUGGAGACGGCAGAGGAGACCAACAACAAGACACAGGAGGUUCUCCUGUUGGAUCUUCCAGCUCCGACUCUGCAGCCUCAAGAGAAACUACUCAUCGACUUGACCAACACCCCCGACCUGAUCCGGACCAGCAGCAAGCCUUGCACCACCAAUCAGCAGCUGAUCGACCUGAGCUCUCCGCUCAUCAAGUGGAGUCCAGAAGACAAGAGGGAGAACAACGCUCCACUCAUCAACCUGUCCUUCUGAUCCAGAUCCCAGAAGACCUGGAUCUGAGUAAACUGGACUCAGCAGGUUUUUGUCUUCAGAAACUCUAAUAAUAUGCCAGUGAAGUUAACGAGAGUUUUUAUCAGUGAAGUCUUUACUGAAGCUAAGUAUUAUGUUUUAAUGAUGAAAAUACUCAGUUUUUCUGCACCUGAUUGUACUUUUGUCUCCGUCUUGCUGCUCUUAUUGAU